CUUGCGAGCUGUCGCGCAGUGAGAGUCGGCGCUGUCAUUACUUGCUCUCGCUUUAUGAGCGGAUGCUCGUGACUGUGGACUGUCGCUGUUAGGUUAGGUGAGUUUUAAAAAGGUGACAUCACCACGAGGCAGAAGCAGCCAGUUACAGUUACUCCAAGAUGGAUGUGAAAGAGGAGACGUGUGUAGCUGACAUAAAUACAAUGGAGAUGAGCGCUGGGAGUAUUAAAGAAGAGGACCAUGGAUGGGAGUCUGACCACCCUAAACAGGAGAGUCUGUGCAUUAAGGAUGAGGAUUGUGAACCGGGGUCAGGGAGCAUUAAAGAAGAGGCCGAGGAGACGUCGGUCAGCAUUGAGACGCACACGAGUUCUGAGGUGACGUCUGAGCCAUUACGGUGUGACACCGAGAGGACUGAGGACACAUUAGCUGUUGGAACUGUGCAAGAUCAACCAUCAUCCCCAAGUAGGUCUGGAAAGAGAGACAAAUCUUAUUGCUGUUCUGUAUGUGGCAAACGAUUCCGUCAGAGGAGUAGUUUUUACGAACACAAUAAAAUCCAUACUGGUAAGAAGCCAUAUUGCUGUUCAGAAUGUGGUAAACAGUUUUCACACAAGUGUAACCUUCAGACCCACAAAAGUAUUCACACCGGAGAAAAGCCAUUUGGCUGUUCUGAAUGCGGGAAGCGAUUUUCCAUGAAGAAGGAUCUCGUCGUGCACUCGAGAAUUCACACGGGAGAGAAGCCAUUUUGCUGUUCAGAGUGUGGCAAACCGUUUUCACGCAAGUGUAACCUUCAGACCCACAGAAGCAUUCACACCGGAGAGAAGCCACAUUGCUGUUCAGAAUGUGGCAAGCAGUUUUCCGUAAGAAGCAGCCUUAAGAAGCACCAAGUCAUUCAUACGGGAGAGAAGCCAUACUGCUGUUCAGAAUGUGGCAAACAGUUUUCUCAGAAGUGUAAUCUUCAGACCCACAAAAGCGUUCAUGCUAAAGAAAAGCCAUUUUGCUGUUCUGAAUGUGGCAAGCGAUUUUCAGUGACGAAGGAUCUCUUGUCGCACUCGAGAAUUCACACUGGAGAGAAGCCAUUUUGCUGUUCUGAAUGUGGCAAACGAUUUUCACACAAGUGUAAUCUUCAGACCCACAAGAGCAUUCACAGUGGAGAAAAGCCAUACUGCUGUUCUGAAUGUGGUAAGCAGUUUUCGAAAAAGAGCAAUGUUAGGAGGCACAAAGCCGUAAGCUGUAAGGGUGUCCAUUUUGGAGUCUUCUAGACAUUCAGCGUACUUCUGCCUUGGGCAUUUCCAACACGUCUUUGAUUUUGCAUGAGGAUCUUCAUUUCCAUACAAAAUGAUGGCAGUGCAGGAACUCACCGAGAGCCGUAGAGAGUUGUGCGCCAACAUUCUGAAAACAGUUCGAGAGUUACGAGAUGCCAUCGUCAUGCGACAUCAGCGACGAAGCACAUUUCCAUUUGAAUGGUUGCAUAAAUAAGCACUAGUGGACUAGAACCAACACCAGUGAACUUCAUCAGAGACUCCCGCACAGUGAGCACACGUGUUAGUUUGGUGCGCCAUCACAGUCAUUGUAGGCCCUUAGGGGGGAGCAACGGUCACCGUCACUUCAGAACGUUGCAUUGAAAUGCUGGAGAACUGGAAGAAAUGGAUGUGGUGGAUGUCUGAUGUCAACAGCUUGCACGGCGAUCCAUGCAAGUUUUGUGGGAGAUGUUUCCGGGGAAGCUGAUCUCCCUCCAUGGCGAUGUCAGGUGGCCUGAUCUCGCUGCAUGCGAUUUCUUCUCAAGUCGAAGGUAUACACACAAACCUUGAAGCCCUCAAGGACGGUUUUUACCACGAAAUGGCCGAGCGAGUCAUGAGAGUGUUCAGAAAUCGUCACGAAGAGUGUAUUGUGAAUGAUGGCCACCACCUUGAAGACAUCAUUUUUAAAACACAAUGAAAAAAAAUCUAUUUGGCGUGCACUUUUCUUGUGUCGUGAUGAAACUGAUUUUUUAUCUUGUAGCGUUUUUAUAGAAUAAACAUUUGAAAUGUAGUUCUUUUUGGCUCACCUUGUAUCUUUCCUCCACUGAGAAUUUCCUGACUCGUGGGAUACUCAAGAAAUAGCUUGGGCAGCUGACGAAAACACUCUUCAGAGAAAAUCACCAAACACCCCUUUGCCUACCUUGGAAGUCAUCUACACCCCUUGACGUUGGCGGAAGACAUCCAGCGUCAUGAAGGGCUUGUAUCACUCCGCACACAAACAGAGAUGAAGGUCCAUUAGAGCGCGGACUACAAGACCGGUGAACACUUUCUACCCCAAAGCGAUUACGAUGCCACAUUCUGUAAGAAAAUCACACACCUCGUAGAUCUAAUUGUGAAAUACUGUAUUCAUCUUUAUUGAUUUAUUUUUCUUGUGUGAUAUUUUUAGAUAGAGAGCUUUUUUUUUUUGCAUAUGCUGAAAAUUGUGUAAAGUGUGAGCUGAAUAUGUGAGAAUAUUAGAUAUGGGAUUUUUAAAAGUAAGAGUGUUUGAACAUCGUUUCAAGUACAGGAUUCUCAUUGUAGGUCUUAUGUGACGAUACUUGUGGUCACUGAAAGCCGGCAACGACAGGAGAUGGACACCAAUGUAAAGUAAAAAGCAGUUUCUUUAUUCUUGGUGAGCAGGAGGCCGCAGCAGCUGUCAGCUCAGUUUGCUACAGGCAGCCACCUGUCAGCAGGGAGUUUCCCUCUUUUUAUACCCAACUUGAUUGGCAGUUCAUUUUGAGGUCACAUAGAGUUUGCAAGUAGCUGAAGAUGACACAUUAGAUCAGUACGGUAGUCUUUAAAAAAGAGGAAUUGGCACCUCACCCUCCUUUGACUACGCAAUUCAGCUAUGGCUAGUUUUAUAGAGACAGCACUUUGCAAAACACGUACUUCCCUAUCCUGCACCAUCAGGGUUACAACACUUCAUCGGCUAUGUGGCCGUUACAAUUUAAGAAUCUUAUUUCAGGACCCCGUCUUCGACCAUUCGAUUUUACUGCACAGGCUAGAAAACGAUGUUGGGCUUACAGGCC
Polypterus senegalus (gray bichir) is the source of this 3022-nucleotide messenger RNA. RefSeq names its product gastrula zinc finger protein XlCGF8.2DB-like. NCBI's taxonomy places the organism in Eukaryota, Metazoa, Chordata, Cladistia, Polypteriformes, Polypteridae. The record is from RefSeq and is a predicted model, not a curated record. Bases 159 to 1256 code for a protein of 365 amino acids. The transcript is spliced from 3 exons.